This is a messenger RNA of Corylus avellana, 743 nucleotides long. RefSeq lists its product as uncharacterized. NCBI's taxonomy places the organism in Eukaryota, Viridiplantae, Streptophyta, Magnoliopsida, Fagales, Betulaceae. The record is from RefSeq and is a predicted model, not a curated record.
AUUGAUCAUGUUUGGCUACCAUCUCUUCCUUCUCUACAGAUGCCUAAAACUUCCUGAGACCACAGUCAUUGGCUAUGAGAACCACUACAGAAAAGCUUGGAUUGAGAGAAUUUUGCAGGUUGAAGUAAAGGAAAGAAGUCCUUAUCUAACAAUGAUCUCCAGCACCAUAUCAGCGGCAACUUUCUUUGCUUCAACUUCUCUGGCUUUAAGCUCUGUAAUUGGAGCCUGGGUUGGAAGCACUUCAAACAACAUCUUGGAGGGUAGUCUCAUAUAUGGGAGCAAAAGUCCAUCCAUCAUUUCAGUCAAAUAUAUUAGCAUUCUGUUCUUCUUCUUAGUUGCUUAUGCUUCUUUUCUCCAAUGUAUAAGGAGCUUAGUCCAUGCCAAUUUCCUAAUCAGUAUGCCAAACAGCGAUAUCCCAGCAAAGUAUGUGCAAAAGGCAGUGAUACAGGGAAGUGCUUUCUGGUCGGCCGGUUUACGGGCAAUCUACUUCGCCGCCACUUUGCUGCUAUGGAUAUUUGGUCCAAUACCCAUGUUUGUUUCUUCAGUGACUAUGGUGGUGAUCUUGCACAUGCUUGAUACAAAUUCAACUCCGCUGCAUCACUUCCGACCAACCAAGAGCCCUAACCUGUUGAGUAAGAUUGGUGUCGACCCAAUUAACUGCAAUCAACAGGGUCAUUGAGCACCAUAGAACAUCAAAUGGGGAUGAAAGCACAACUUCAGGUAGUCAACCACGACAACAAUUU